This is a messenger RNA of Phalacrocorax carbo (great cormorant), 2507 nucleotides long. NCBI's taxonomy places the organism in Eukaryota, Metazoa, Chordata, Aves, Suliformes, Phalacrocoracidae. The record is from RefSeq and is a predicted model, not a curated record.
AAGGGAGGAGGAGCAGCAAGAGCCGCCGCAGCCGCCGCGGAGCCGCUCACCUGCCCCGCUCCGGCCCCGCCAUGGCCCGCCGGGUCGCUGCCGUCCUCCUGCUCCUCGCCCUCGGCUGCCUCCUGGGCAUCCUCCUACUCUGCCUCGGCUCGGGGGACACGCGGGGCCCGCCGGGCUUCAAGUAUGGCAUCGUGCUGGACGCCGGGUCCUCCCACACAGCCAUGUUCAUCUACAAGUGGCCUGCAGACAAGGAGAACGACACCGGGGUGGUCAGCGAGCACAGCAUGUGCGACGUGGAGGGUCCUGGCAUCUCCAGCUACAGCUCCAACCCUCUGGCUGCUGGGACAAGCUUGGUGCACUGCCUGAACCAAGCGCUGAGAGACGUGCCCAAGGAGAAGCACACGGGUACCCCACUCUACCUGGGCGCCACAGCUGGCAUGCGCCUGCUCAACAUUGCGAACCUGCAGGCUUCGGAUGCCGUCCUCAGCGCUGUGGUGGCCACGCUGAAGUCGUACCCCUUCGAUUUCCGGGGGGCAAAGAUCCUGUCGGGGGAAGAGGAAGGGGUCUUUGGCUGGGUCACUGCAAACUACCUCCUGGAGAACUUCAUCAAGCGCGGGUGGCUCGGGGAAUGGAUCCAGCCCCAGAAGAUGACCCUAGGGGCGAUGGACUUUGGUGGUGCUUCCACACAGAUCACCUUUGAAACCAGGUACACCAUCGAAGACCCCAGAAACGAGGUGAAGCUGCAGUUGUACGGCCAGGUGUACAAAGUGUACACCCACAGCUUCCUCUGCUACGGAAGGGACCAGGUCCUCAAGAGGCUACUCUCAAAGCUUCUCCAGGCUGAGAGCUACCAAGCAACCAUCCCUCAUCCCUGCUGGCCCACAGGCUACCACAAGAGCCUGUUGCUGAGCAGCAUCUAUGACAGCCCCUGCACGGAGAAGGAGAGGCCCAGCCUUGCCCUCAACACCACCAUUACUGUGGUUGGCACCGGGAAUGGGAGCCUCUGUUCCCUGCAUGUCAGCAAGCUCUUUGACUUCACCACCUGCUCCUUCUCCCGCUGCUCCUUCAAUGGCAUUUUCCAGCCAGAGGUUUCAGGAAACUUCAUCGCCUUCUCUGCCUUCUUCUACACAGUCGACUUCAUCCAGACAGUGAUGGGGAGACCCGUGCACUUCUCCAGCGACCUGAAGGAUGCUGCCAAGUCCAUCUGUGCCACCAGCUGGAGCGAGCUGCUCCAGAAAGCUCCCAAGCUGGAGAAAAGGCUGGCUGAUUACUGCACUGUCAGCACAUUCAUUUAUUUGCUCACCACCAAAGGCUACAACUUCAACAAUGAUUCCUUCCCCAACAUCACCUUCCAGAAAAAGGCAGGAGAAACCUCCAUCGGCUGGGCCCUGGGCUACAUGCUGAACCUCACCAACAUGAUCCCGGCAGAGAAGCCCUCUUCCCACAAAAGCAUGCUGUACAACUACUGGGUCAUCCUCAUCCUGCUCUUUGUGGUCGCCACCCUGACGUCUCUGGUGACUGCUGUCUGCCUGCUCCGGCGCAGCAAGUCCAGUGCAAUCUAACGGCAGGGGCAGGGUGGGCCUUGUCUGCAGGACCCAGCACCUUCCUUCCUGCUGGAGUCUCCAUGGCCUGAAGACUUGGGAUGCAGCAAGCGCUCAGAGAUGUCCUCCUCCAAUAUCUGAUGCUGCCUGUCCUAGAAGGAAAACUGUCCCUUUUUGCCCUCCCCUUGCUUUCAAGCUGCAGAAACAGGGAGACAGAAGAGGACUGCUGGCCCUGCAGGAGAAUGGCUUAAGGGUUUCCCAGUGUGACUCAGGGAUGGACCCUGGAUCAGGCUUGGGAUUUGGACAUUCAGACCUGCAACCAGACCUGGGCUGGACUGGACCAGUAAGUCCAGACAAAAGCAGGAUUUAUACUCAUGUGCAUGGGGUGGGUGGGGAGCAUUACUUAUGCUAGUCCUUAUAGCUGACCUCUCUAGCCUGUCCCUGGAGCAUCAGCCCUGCCUCAAAGGGACCCCACACUGUCUUUCUGGCUGAUGCACGAAGCUCCCUGACCUUCCUGAGGGCCACAUCUUGGCCUGGACUUCCACCAGCCUCAGCACAGGGGCUCUGUGUAGGGGCUUAGCAAAAACCAGAUGGGGGGGGGGGGCAGGCAGCUUCCCAAGUCCCACUUCAGCAAUGAGAUGCAGUGCUUUCCCCAUUCCUGGGGUUCCAAAGCCAGACUUGCCUUUGCCACAGCCAGAGCCUCCUCUGUCCCCCCAGCAAUGGCACAAAAAGCCCCCAUGGCUCCCUGGUGUGUGGCCAUGCCAGCGCAGAGGUGGUUGUCUCACUGCGGGAGUGGGGCUUUGUGCUGUUUUGGGGCUCGAGCCCUGCAUCACCCCAUGCUAGGCAGCUGGGAGGACAUGCCUUCAUUUCCAGUUGAGUAAGAACAGGGACAUGCAAACAUGCAGAAGGUUUGGUUUUGUUUGGGUGUUUGUUUUUUAUAACCAGAAAUACAUCUUUGUAACCACU